Messenger RNA from Penicillium bovifimosum, 1197 nucleotides. RefSeq lists its product as uncharacterized. Gene Ontology annotation, biological process: N-acylethanolamine metabolic process; N-acylphosphatidylethanolamine metabolic process. Gene Ontology annotation, molecular function: zinc ion binding; N-acylphosphatidylethanolamine-specific phospholipase D activity. The coding region runs from base 1 to 1197 and encodes 398 amino acids. Gene Ontology annotation, cellular component: membrane-bounded organelle; cytoplasm. The record is from RefSeq and is a predicted model, not a curated record. The transcript has 4 exons. Lineage: Eukaryota; Fungi; Ascomycota; Eurotiomycetes; Eurotiales; Aspergillaceae.
AUGAGCACUGCAGCGACGACAGAGGUGCUUUAUGCGCUAACGGUCGCUAGGUCGCCGACCAGACCUAGCCCCGAAGAUGUGCUGGCGAAGAACCAUCACACUAGUACUGGGUUCCGAAACCCAUGGGAGUCUUACCGUCAUUUGUCUUCCAAGGAAAUCACGCAAGCGAUGAUCUCUCGUCGAUUGAGUGGCAAGGCAAAUAACCCGGAUACCACCCCGCCAACCGUCACCGUUCGCGACUCACAGUUUCUUCCUACUCGAGACACUCCCAAGCUCCGAGCGACAUGGCUCGGCCACGCAUGCUAUUAUGUGGAAUUUCCAGGCGGCCUCCGGGUGUUGUUUGACCCCGUGUUUGACGCGCGUUGUGGACCAGGCUAUGGAGGUCUUGUUCUCGGCCCGAAACGCUUCACUGAUCCUGCCUGUCAGGUUAAGGAUAUUCCUUUUAUCGACGUCGUAGUUAUCUCCCACAACCACUACGACCACUUAUCCUACCCCACCAUCAGGGAGAUUGCUAAGAGGCACCCCAACUGCCAUUUCUUCGCCCCGCUUGGCAACAAGGCUUGGUUCCACAGCUGUGGCAUUCAGAAUAUCACCGAGUCGGAUUGGUGGGAUGAAAUUGAUAUUGCCCUGUCACCAAAGGAGAACAAGACCACACAGGUCGAGCCGAUAGGCGAAGCUUCAACCACGGCAGAGAUCAAAGCGCGCAUCAGUUGCCUGCCCAGUCAACAUAUUACUGCCCGCACUCUUUUCGACCGUUCCAAGACUCUAUGGGCUGCCUGGUCCAUUGAAUCUGGUGGUAGCAAGGUUUAUUUUGCUGGCGAUUCCGGUUACCGAUCAGUUGAAGAGCUACCUGAGGGAGAAGACGACUGGGAUCCGAAGUAUCAGUUCCCCAUCUGUCCUGCCUUCAAGCAGGUCGGUGACUUCCGCGGACCGUUUGAUCUUGGCUUGAUACCCAUCGGAGCCUACGCUCCUCGUCACUUCUUUAGUCCAGUACACGCUGACCCUCAUGAUGCCGUCCACAUUUUCCGAGAUACGAAGUGCGAAAAGGCACUGGGUAUGCACUGGGGAACAUGGGUCCUGACCGAGGAAGAUGUCCUGGAGCCCCCCAAGAAGCUCAAGGAAGCGCUGAAGAAAAACGGCCUCCCCGAGAGCGGCAUCUUUGACGUGUGUGAUAUCGGCGAGAGCCGUGAAUUCUAA